UCCGGUGAGGGUCGUCUCCCCAGGGCCCGUGAGUGCACAAGCUAGGGGCCUGCGCGGGCAGCAUCGAGGCUUUGGAGGUUGGAGUGUGGACCGGAGGGACCUGGAGGAGAAGACCGAGUGUUGAAUAAGCACAUAUCAGUAUACAAGCAUGGAUGAAGAGCCUGAGAGAACUAAGCGGUGGGAAGGAGGCUACGAGAGAACCUGGGAAAUUCUUAAAGAAGAUGAAAGUGGAUCACUUAAAGCCACGAUAGAAGACAUUCUCUUCAAGGCGAAGAGGAAAAGAGUGUUUGAGCACCAUGGACAGGUCCGACUUGGAAUGAUGCGCCACCUGUAUGUGGUAGUAGACGGCUCGAGAACAAUGGAGGAUCAAGAUUUAAAGCCCAAUAGGCUGACUUGCACUUUAAAGUUGUUGGAAUACUUUGUAGAAGAAUAUUUUGAUCAAAAUCCUAUUAGUCAGAUUGGAAUAAUUAUAACUAAGAGUAAAAGAGCUGAAAAACUGACUGAACUCUCAGGAAACCCAAGGAAACACAUAGCAUCUUUGAAGAAAGCUGUUGAUACGACCUGCAGUGGAGAACCGUCUCUCUACAAUUCCUUAAGCAUGGCUAUGCAAACCCUGAAACAUAUGCCUGGACAUACAAGUAGAGAAGUACUAAUCAUCUUUAGCAGCCUGACAACCUGUGAUCCAUCUAAUAUUUAUGAUCUCAUCAAGACCCUGAAGGCAGCUAAAAUCAGAGUGUCUGUUAUUGGAUUGUCUGCAGAGGUUCGAGUUUGCACUGUACUUGCUCGUGAAACUGGUGGUAUAUAUCUCCAUUCUCCAAUAAUUAUAGUUACUGUUUAUAAAGGAUUUCCUCAGCAUACCAUUGCUUCUUUGUCUGAUCAGGAUGCAAAACCAUCCUUCAGCAUGGCGCAAUUGGAUAAUAGCACUGAGCCAGGACUUACAUUGGGAGGCUAUUUCUGCCCACAGUGUCGAGCAAAGUACUGUGAGCUUCCUGUUGAAUGUAAAAUAUGUGGUCUUACUUUGGUGUCUGCUCCUCACUUGGCACGAUCUUACCAUCAUUUAUUUCCUUUGGAUGCUUUUCAAGAAAUUUCCCUAGAAGAAUAUAAUGGAGAAAGGUUUUGUUAUGGAUGUCAGGGGGAAUUAAAAGACCAACAUGUCUAUGUUUGCACAGUAUGCCAAAACGUUUUCUGUGUGGAUUGUGAUGUUUUUGUUCAUGACUCUCUCCACUGUUGUCCUGGCUGUAUUCAUAAGAUCCCAACUCCUGCAGGUAUUUGAUUCCAACAUGUAGGACACACACGGAGUGGGUUAAGAAAGCUUGUAACUUAAAUAAAAUGAUUCUUUGAAUAAAUCAAUUCUCUAAUUAAAACAUGAAAACACUUUGAAAGAAGAAUCUGACUUCAGAAACUUUUGCUAUGAACUUUUUUCUAUAAAAGAAUAUUUUUAUUUAUAUUCUAUUAAAAA
This is a messenger RNA of Microtus ochrogaster (prairie vole), 1459 nucleotides long. RefSeq names its product GTF2H2 family member C (gene Gtf2h2c). Gene Ontology annotation, biological process: regulation of transcription by RNA polymerase II; nucleotide-excision repair; DNA-templated transcription. The transcript is spliced from 15 exons. The coding region runs from base 149 to 1273 and encodes 374 amino acids. The record is from RefSeq and is a predicted model, not a curated record. Lineage: Eukaryota; Metazoa; Chordata; Mammalia; Rodentia; Cricetidae. Gene Ontology annotation, cellular component: transcription factor TFIIH holo complex; transcription factor TFIIH core complex. Gene Ontology annotation, molecular function: zinc ion binding.